AUGGCCAAGGCUCUGAACGUCUCGCCGUCUCGCACCAUGAUGAUCAUGAACGUCGUCAAUAUCGCAAACCUCUUCGCGGACCGAAUUCCACCCGCCACCGUUUGUCUCGGUAACACAGGAUCUCUCGCUAAUACCAUGUUUACUGCUAGACAAGCUGUCGACGAUGAGGGAAUUGCCUAUGUAUCGUCCAAGCUCCGUCAGGAUCUUAUCAAGCAUAGGACACUAGAACAAGUGGAUGCCUUGGUGGCUAUCCAGAAGCUCUCCCUGUCGAAGGUAGCGUCGUCGCUCAUUGGAGGUGGGAAUAUACUAUUCCUGCCAUGUUCGAACCACCACAAAGGCCGUUAUUUCGAAGCAGACUUUUCUGCUGCGCUUGGUCGGCAGGGUCAAGACGGCUCCCAUAUUCGCGGAAGACCGUCUUUCGUCAACGAUGCCUAUUAUUGUUCGGGGUAUCCGACGAGGAAUUUUCUCAGGGUGCUUGGGAAGAACGCAAACGGGGACUGGUGGUUAGCAUGUAAUACUCGAGCUGGUGCUUGGUCUGGUAUCCAGAAGGAGUUGCUGGCGUUGGUGGAAUACAGCGAGUGUUGA
Messenger RNA from Aspergillus puulaauensis, 585 nucleotides. RefSeq lists its product as uncharacterized. The coding region runs from base 1 to 585 and encodes 194 amino acids. NCBI's taxonomy places the organism in Eukaryota, Fungi, Ascomycota, Eurotiomycetes, Eurotiales, Aspergillaceae. The record is from RefSeq and is a predicted model, not a curated record. The transcript has a single exon.